UUAUCGGACGUCCGCACGGUUUCCCUCCAAUUCUCGGCGACCACAACAAGGAAAAAAAACGCGCGUGCUCGCAGCCGCGGUGGCAACAUGACGUCACGAUCGGCUCGUCCGCCCGUCUAGCUCGUUCGCGGCAGCGGCGUAACGCGCAUAAACACACAAACAGUGCGCUUUGUGUCCACCGUCGGCUUUUGUUGUACGCCCGGGUUUCCCGCCAUUCGCUAUAAAUUAUCACUGCCGUCCGUGACCGUGGCCUGCAUACACGGGUUCUAUUUAUUUAUUUAUUUUUUUCCUUCCAGUCUUAACGAUACACUCCGCAAUAGCACCAAUAUCAAAAUAACAUAACAAUUAUUACGUACGUAAUUAAUAACGAUUUGUUAUUUUUUACGCGUGUGCGAUUUUUCAUUCGGGCGUUCGAGCGCAACGCAUAAGUUUCGACGCCACCGCCGUUGCCACUGUGCCGCCGUCGUCAAGUUACAUGUAAUAUAACCAACAAGGACGCGUGUCGUUUAUCACGCCGGUCGCGUGCGCCCGCCUAUUUAUACCCAAUAUUUCCAACUACGCGGUCAGUGUGCGUGUUAGUUGGUGGUCGUGGUCAGCGACGUUGUAGUGGUGACCGAGGGGAUAUCGAGACGCGAUGGGCGUACCGGUGGACGAAGACAUUUACAACAGCAAGUAUGUGGAGCUAUGCAAGGGUCUCAACUUGGACAAGAAUGCCGCCAGUCGAGCGUGGGAGACGUAUCUAGCCGUUAGGGAGAACUAUUCAUUGGACGGUGAUCCGAGUCAUUGGUUGGCUUGCGCCAUUUAUGUGGCAUGUCGUAACGUCACUGAACAUACAGUCGGAGACAGUGAGACUUUGAUUGAGGGCAAUCUAGUUAGUUUGACAAGACUUCUGCGUCUGUGUAAUAUUAGCCUCAUAAAUUUUAUUGGAAAAAGCAAGAAAUGGGCUGAUAUGAUCAAUAUGCCACCAGAAUUACGUCGUAAGAUCGAUAAAUUAGAAAAAAAUUUUGCCGUUUCAAUGGUUAUAUUUAAAAAAUUCCAACCUAUUUUUGAAGCUAUGUUUAACAACACUAAAGAUGAGCAAACAAAAGUCCGUUGCUCUAAAAAGCAAAAGGUAACAUGUUCAUCUUCUAAACUUUUUGAGUUUUGUUGGACAUUAUUUGUUGUCGCUAAAUCCGAAUUUCCAGAUUUGAGUGAAAAUUUGGUCAAUUCUUAUCAUUUAUUGUUAGCUUGUUGUGAUUAUGUGUAUACAAAUGUUCUUAUGGCUGAUUUAAGAUAUUUACUUAAUAAAUCUUUUGGAGGCUUGCCUAAUGAUUUUGAAGCCAAUUCUUACGUUCCACCUUCUAAACCAAUUUGCAUUAUUGAUUAUUUAUGCCAACAUUAUGAUGGUAUAACUACUGAUGCUAAAGUAAUUAAAGAGUACUUUUGGAAAACUAAUUUAAAAAAGUUAAUUGAAAGAAAAGUUUUAAAAGGUGAUCCUGACUUGAACUUACUUUUGGAUAUUAUAAAUUUUGAUUUCAAUUACAAAGCAAUCAAUAAACGAUAUGAACAGUAUGUUUUGAGUGUUGGUGAAUUUGAUGAGCGAAUAUUCCUUUCUGAUAAUGCCAAUAAUGAAAUUGGAGCAUCAAAUGAAUGUUCAACUGAAGAUUUAGCCAAAGAAAUGAAAAAUCAAAAAAAUAAUUUAUUUAACCAUCAAACACCUCUUACUGGUCGAAAUCAUUUAAAACCAAAAAUUGAUACAUCUAAUGAGAGCACUCCUGUAAAAAAUGCAUCGGAAAUGGUAUUCAAAAUACAAUCAAUUUUAUUAGAUUGUCUACCUUUUCCAUCUGAUAAAUUAUAUUCAUUAUUAAAGUCAUGUUCAGAAACUUUAAAAUGUGAUAUUGAAGAUCUAAUUAAUACUCUUGGAAAUAAAUUCUGUGCCCAAUAUUGUCAAAUUGAUCAUAAUUCUGCACUGCAUAAUGAUUUUGCUGAAAAGAGAUUGACUAUUGCCAAGACAUGGUUCUACAAGUUGUUUGAAAAUAUUAUUGCUAAAGAAGCAAAAAAUCCAAAAUAUGACAUUAAAUUGUUGAUUUGCCAUACUGUAUUUCACGAAACACUCUUUGCAUGUUGCUUAGAAAUGGUUUUAUUUUCUUACAAUACACAACGUGCAUUUCCUUGGGUUCUUAAUGCUCUACAAAUCCAUCCUUAUCAUUUUUACAAAGUCAUUGAAGUUAUUGUUCGUGUAGAGGAUAAAUUACCUCGAGAUAUGAUAAAGCACUUGAUUAGUGUUGAAGAACAGGUUCUGGAUAGUUUAUCGUGGCAGUCUGAAAGUCCAUUGUGGGAUUUAAUUGAAAAAAAUAAUAAACGAAUCCCUCACUAUGAUGAAAUUGCUUUAACUAAUGUUGUUGGAAGCUCAUCAAUGUCUAAUAUAAACCAAAAAAUUGAAAAUAGUCGUUUUCCACAUAAAGAAAGCCCAGUUUCUGAUAGAUUUAUUUCUCCAGCACCGGGUCAGCCUAAUGUUAUAAGACUUGGUAAACAAAUUACUAUGAAUGAAAAUAGGCAAUACUUUUCUGCUACAACAAAAAAUAAUGGAGUUUCACCAUCUAGUUUAACUGGUCCAUUAAAAAAAAUUGGUACUUUAGGAUUAUUUUUUAGAAAAUUUUAUUAUUUAGCUUCUGUACGCAUGCAAGAUUUGUGUUAUCAAUUAAGUAUAAGCGAUGAAGAUUUGAUGAGAAAAAUUUGGACUUGUUUUGAACAUGUUAUUAUUGAGCAUACCAAUAUGAUGCGUGAUAGACACUUAGAUCAAAUUCUAAUGUGUACAAUUUAUAUUAUUUGUCGAGUGGUCAACUUAAAUUUGUCUUUUCAAGCAAUAAUGAAAUGCUAUCGAAAUCAACCACAAUCUGCUUCACAUAUAUAUAGAAGCGUUUUAAUUUCUCCUCGAAAUCCCAGCCAAGAGCCUGUUGAAAUUGAAGGAGUGCGUCAAGAUAAAGAACAACGUAUUGAUCUUAUUAAAUUUUAUAAUACUAUAUUUGUUCAAGUAGUUAAAGAUAAUGCAUUAAAGUAUUCUACUAAUACUAUAAAUGAUAAUCUUACACUGUCUCCUUUACCAAAUACUAAGACUCAAUUACAAUCACCAACUAUGCGUCGAGUUAAUGAUCGAUUACCAAUAUUUAUACGUAGAUUGGAAGCAAGCCCAAUAAAAUCUCCAAUCAAACCAUUAAGUUAUUGUAUAAAUCAAAGUCCUAAAAAAGAUCUGGAAAAUAUAAAUAUGAUAACGAUGCGAUCAAUUACCAAAAAAAGAAAUAUUAAUGAGGAACACAAAGAUGGACCGAUUCCAAAACAAAAAACUCCAUCUCCUCCUGUUAUAACUAAAAGAUUACAAGGUCUUUUAGAAGAACGAAUGGAACAUAAUACUGAUAAAUAAUAAAUUUAAAUGCUUAUUUUCUUCAUUUUUCUAUCUUGUGAAUUUUUGCUCUUAUAUUAGAUAAUAAUUUCAUUUAUUU
Molecule: messenger RNA, 3479 nt
Organism: Sipha flava (yellow sugarcane aphid)
Lineage: Eukaryota; Metazoa; Arthropoda; Insecta; Hemiptera; Aphididae
Product: retinoblastoma-like protein 1
Exons: 17
Coding region: 635-3400 (921 amino acids)
Biological process (GO): negative regulation of G1/S transition of mitotic cell cycle; regulation of transcription by RNA polymerase II; cell differentiation
Cellular component (GO): nucleus; transcription regulator complex; chromatin
Molecular function (GO): RNA polymerase II transcription regulatory region sequence-specific DNA binding
Source: RefSeq, a predicted model, not a curated record